UGAAGAGAAGGACGGCAGAGACGAAGGAACACAGCUCUGUCAGCUGGUAAAAAAGAAUAGAAGAAGCUGCAACGUUAGCCUAAAACGAUGAUCCCAUCGGGCAAGCUUAUUGAAAAGCAGUAGCUUCUUGUGUAGUUUUAUUUUUAUAUUGAAUUAAAUGACGUAGCUAAUGUUCUUUUGAUUACAUUUAUGAUUAGCCAGUGUCAGUGAAAGAGGGCUGUGUCAUUGAGAAGGCAGGACACGUCAGGAGAGAGAAAACCCUGGGAAGCUACAAAUUCUAUUACAGCUAGAUCAUCCUAUACAACUAGAUCGCUAGCUGAUAAAACCAUAAAAUCAUAUCAUCCAUAUCGGCCUCGUCGUAGAUAAGUGUGGUCAAGCUGGAACGGAUAUCGUCAGCCUUCGCCUGGAUCAAGGGUAACGUUAGCCCCUAAAAGGACCUAAAGGCAACGGGAACGAAUAUUGCGUGGGGGAGAAGCGAACUUGGACCAGAAUAAAUGGGGGAUUACGGGUUUGGAGUCCUAGUGCAAAACAACAAUGGUAACAAGUCUGCUUUCCCAGUAAGAAUUCACCCGCACCUCCAGCCUCCCCACCACCAUCAAAGCACCGCUCCCAGCCCUGCCACCUUCACGAGCAGCAACACUGCAGGGAAUGGCAACAGCAGUGGGUCGCCCUGGCUGUUCCCUGCCACCAAUGCCCACAGCAGCAUGCAAGAUGAAAUACUCGGCUCUGACAAGGCCAAAGCGCAGCAACAGGAAAUUCAAGAAACACAAGAGAAGCAGCAACAGCAGUCACAGUUGUCCCCAGCCCCCCAGGAGAGUGGCAUCAUAUCAGACAUGGACAAGGCUCGGUCCGAGGAGGGCAAGGGCGAGGGGAGCCCGUCUGACGUCAGCAACGGGAAGGAGAAGCUGCGUCUCGAGUCUCCCGUGCUGACGCCCUUCGACUACCAAGAGGCCCCGGGCCUGGGCACGGCCGCCCAAUCCAGCUCCUCCUCCUCCUCCCUGACCAGCUUCAACAACUGGUCCGCUGCUAUGCCCCCCACCCCGGCCUCCACCAUCAUCAACGAGGACAUCAGCUUCUUCAACCCGGCCGCCUCGGCCAACAGCGGCCCGCUGCUGUUCCAGAACUUCUCGCACCACGUCAGCCCCGGCUUCGGCGGCAACUUCUCCCCGCAGAUCGGGCCCAUCUCGCAGCACCACCCGCCGCCGCACCCCCACUUCCAGCACCCGCACGGCCAGGCGCACCCCCAGCAGCACCGCCGCUCGCCGGCCAGCCCUCACCCGCCCCCGCCCUUCCCCCACCGCAGCGCGGCCGCCGCCUUCAGCCAGCUGCCGCACCUCUCCAACAACCUGAACAAGCCCCCUUCUCCGUGGGGCAGCUACCAGAGCCCCUCGCCCUCGCCCUCCUCCACCUCCUGGAGCCCGGGCGGGGGCUACGGGGGCUGGGGCGGCUCCCAGAGCCGGGACUACCGCCGGAGCCUGAACGGCGGCGUGGCCCCCAUGAACUCCAUCUCGCCCCUCAAGAAGACCUUCCCCAACAACCACGUGGUGCCCUCGCAGAAGUACUCGCGCACCAGCCCUGGCUUCAACCCAAAGUCCUGGAUUGACGAGAGCCGCAGCGACAACAUCUUCCCCUUCCAGGAGCGCACUCGUUCGUUUGAUGGCUUCAACAUGCACUCUCUGGAGAGCUCCCUCAUCGACAUCAUGAGGGCCGAGCAGGACACCCUCAAAGGCCGGCUUGGAUUCACACACCCCGCUGGAGACAGUCCUUUGCCCAUAAAUGCAAGGAAUUAUGGGAGGAGACGAGGCCACUCGUCCCUGUUCCCCAUGGAGGAUGGCUUCGGUGAUGACGAGCGUGGGGACCAGGGCCUGCCUGGUCUGGGCUCCCCCCACUGCUUCCCCCACCAGAACGGGGAGCGAGUGGAGCGCUACUCCCGCAAGGUGUUUGUUGGCGGCCUGCCCCCAGACAUAGACGAAGAUGAGAUUACGGCAAGUUUCCGUCGCUUUGGACACCUUUUUGUGGACUGGCCCCAUAAGGCGGAGAGCAAGUCCUACUUCCCUCCCAAAGGUUAUGCCUUUCUGCUGUUCCAGGACGAGAGCUCUGUGCAGGCCUUGAUAGACGCUUGUAUUGAAGAAGAUGGCAAACUCUAUCUCUGCGUGUCUAGCCCCACCAUCAAAGACAAACCAGUCCAGAUCCGACCCUGGAACCUGAAUGACAGCGACUUCGUCAUGGACGGCUCUCAGCCCCUGGACCCGCGCAAGACCAUCUUUGUUGGCGGGGUGCCACGACCCCUUCGCGCAGUGGAGUUGGCGAUGAUCAUGGACAGGCUGUAUGGCGGUGUGUGCUACGCGGGCAUCGACACGGACCCGGAGCUGAAGUACCCCAAGGGGGCGGGCCGCGUGGCCUUCUCUAAUCAGCAGAGCUACAUUGCGGCUAUCAGCGCCCGCUUUGUGCAGCUGCAGCAUGGCGAGAUUGAUAAACGGGUGGAAGUGAAGCCAUACGUGCUAGACGACCAGCUGUGUGACGAGUGUCAGGGCACGCGCUGCGGUGGCAAGUUUGCGCCCUUCUUCUGCGCCAACGUGACCUGCCUGCAGUACUACUGUGAGUACUGCUGGGCCGCCAUCCACUCCCGCGCCGGCCGCGAGUUCCACAAGCCCCUGGUAAAGGAGGGCGGAGACCGGCCCCGCCACAUCUCCUUCCGCUGGAACUAGCGGACCGCAGCGCAGCGGAGAACACAACACACAGGAAGACUAUAGGGGAGGAGAUGCGUGGAUGCAGACGCAGCUGCAGUCACACAGCGAGAUGAUUUUUAAAGAGGAGGAGAGGGAGUGGAUGAGUGAGGAAGAGAGAGAUGGUGGGAUGGAAGAGAAGUGGUGUGUGUGUGUGUGUGUGUUUGAGAGAGAGAGAGGGAUAGAAAGGGGUGUGAAGGAAGGGAGGGAGUGAGUGAGGGAGAGAGUGAGAGUGUGAAAGGAGUUUGGGGGGAAUAGAGGAGGAGUCGCAGAAACAUUGUAUAAAUAAAUGCACUUUUCUGUUGCUGGUUCCUUUAGUUUAAUUUAAGAAGAAAAAAGAGCAAAAGAUUUAAUUUGAAACUUUUAAUAUAUAUUUUAAAAUUUGAUCCUUUUGAAAAAAAGACAACUGGAUUUUAUUUAGAACUGAAAGAAUACUUUAUGUACAAAAAAACCCUAAUUUCUAUAUUUUUGUUUCAUUAGAAUUUAUUUUUCUGGUUACUUUUAGUGCACAUUGAGUUGUGAAAUCUAUUGUUAUUUUUAUUAUUGUUAUUAUUAUUGUUAUUAUUAUUAUUAUAAUUAUUCCUCUCUAAAGUACGAUAUUCCUAACUAAUUUGGCUUGACCAGACCCGUUGUGUGUUGAAAAAAGAAAAACAAGUUUUUAAGACUCGCAGUUUCUCUGGGCUAUCAUGGCUGCGUGACGGGUGCACUUAUAUCCUUCCCUUUGAGUGCAUAUAUGACAUUAACCCUCAGAAUUAAACCAAAGCGCAAUCACGUUUGGUUUCUGUAAAAGAGAAGACAAAAAAACGCAAAAAGCAAAAGGAAGGAACAAACUAAAGUCCAGAAAAGGCAAAAUUCAGAUCCCAAGACUUUGCAGAUUCUCUCUCUAAGAUCAAAACAAAAAAGAAAACCCAGAUCCGAAUAUUUGUUCAGUGAAAUGAAAGACAAGACCGUGUUGUUUGUUUUCUAGCGCUACUUGAUACAAGUGAUACCGUAUAUAUUUUAUUUCCCCUGCAGGUGUUUUUGAGGGUGCGUUUGGGUCUCCCAUUUUUGACAUGCAAAAACUAAUACCUCAAACUUAGCUGCUAAUGAUCUGAGUAUGACGUGUACAGAGCUGAUCCACCCUGCUCCCCUCCCUCUUUCUCUCCAUCUCUCUCUCUCUCUCUCUCUCUCUCUCUCUCUCUCCCUCUCCCUCUCCCUCUCUCUCCCUCCCCCUUUCACCUUCAAACUUUACACGCUACCCAGCUUCGCCAAUGGGAAAGGACGGCAGAGGCACUUUGAUUUCCCCAAAACACUGCUUUGUCAGUUUCCUGUGGGUUUAUUUUGUUUCCUCUUUUAUCCUCCUUUUUUCUUUCAGUUCGAGCCCCAGCUGGGUGAGGGGGUAGGCAUAAGGAAAGAAGAGAAGAGAAAGAAAGGAAAAGAAAAAGAAAGUAGAGGAUUGGAGCAGGGUGAUGCUUUUUGGGGGGAAUGUACAGAUUUAGCCAUGCAGUGAUGAGGAGAUGGCGAGAGACACUCAUAUUUAUAUUUAUACACACAUUCAUACCAGGUGGACCCUACCACAUACACAUACAUAGCAUGGUUUUCCCUUGAUGUGAGGCAUCCAUUUCUGUCCCUGUCCUUAUUUUUUAUAUAUAUUUCUCUUUUUUUUCUUUUUCUUUUUUUUUGAAUGAAAAUUUACUCCUGAAGUGCAACAAACACCACCCAGUCCCCUGCCCAUCUCAUGCAAGUCCCCAUUCGAGCAAAACCCCAUAGCUAGAGCAGACGAUAGGACGAGUUGCAAUGAGUGACGAAGAGAAUGAGAGGAAGCUCACAGGGAGGUGUGUAUAUGUGUUGAGAGAGAGAGCGAGAGAGGUAGUGGGGCAGGGGGGGAAGCCUGGAGACAUCAACAAAGUAGCUCCCAACUGGGAAAUGAAGUCGGAGUCUUCAUGUGGCCCUCUCUUGUCCUGUCCCACGCCCUACUCCGGCCAGCCCACUCUCCUACUCUUGCUUUUUAAAAGCAGAGCAGGCCUCCAGAUCCCAACCAAAGAGAGCAGUCAAGAAUCCAAGCAAACUUUUAUUUGUCCUAUGUUUUGAACCCCCCACCCGCGCCCUUUUUUUCCAUCUCAGUUGGGUUUUUUUGGCCAGUCUGUCACAUUUACUCCUUAAAAUAGUCAAAUUCACGCCCGCCCCGAGCCCCUUUCAUUUUAUUUUAUUUUAAAUAAUGAUUAUUUCGGUACACCCCUUUCUCUGGGUGAGAACCUUAAGGAGACCAACAAACCAAAGAUUGGCCUUGAAUUGAGAAAUGGUCCCAAGUCAAAAAUCCAUGGCAACACUCGUGAACACAUCCAAACCCCUGCAGCCUGGCUCGCUGGCCUUUCUACACCCCCUGCCCCCUCCCCCCUGCAUUCCAAAGGUCAAAACGGAGAGACGAGUUGCUUAAGCAGUUUUGUAUUGAGGAGUUUGCAAUGGGUGUCUGAUAUUGAACAGGUUUCCUUUUACUUUUUCUAUUUUUUUUUCUGUUGGUUUGUUUGACUUAUUUGGUUGCUUUUAGUGGAAAUAACAAACAAACAAAAGACAAACAAACAGCAAAACAAGGAUACGUAAUUGGCAUUUGAAUUUGACAGGCGUACUUUAUCUGAAUCUGCUAGCUUGUAAAUGUCAGGGAGUUAAUGCUGAACUAUAUCUUGAUACACUAGUGAGAAACUUAUCCUCGUGUUGGCUUGGUCGGUGCUUGCCCGUGCUUAUUCAAAGUCAUCACACUUGCUAGGGGGUGAGGGGUGAACACUUUUAGAAGUUUAAAACACUUUUUCAAGAAUUUGCUGUUGACGAGAUGAUGAAAAGAUUAUUUUAUACAUGGCCUGCUGAUUUUUGGUACAGUGUUUUCUAGCUAAAUUAUUUUGUCAUGCACAUAGAAACAUUUUAUUAUGCACUACUUUUCUAAAUAUUUCUUUUUUUUCCAACAGUCAUUUUAGGCACAUUUUUCACAAAUGGGAAAACUCCUUUUUGCAAUACCUCAAUUUUUCACAUUGUGAAAGGUAGCUUUUAUACUUUUGUUACUGAGAGAACUGCGUAUAUGGAAAUUUUCAUUUUAGAGAAAAAAGGUUAAGUGAUUUUAAUAUAUAUCAUUUUAAAUUAUGCUUUUUAUACAUUUCAGUGCUGCGGAAUCUAUUAAAAACAAAAGUGUGCACUUGUUGAUGCGACUUCUGCAGAGGAGGGAUCAAAGUGUAUAGCCUAAGGUCUUGGAUCUUGGACACUAGUUGAACAGGAGAUCAAAUAUAUAUUAUAAAUUGGGGAAAACAUAGACACAACAGCAUGGCGCGAACACAUCGUCUUUUAGAAAAUCGAAUGUCAUUGUUUUGGGUGAAAAAUGGCUAACCUCAGUGGUUUAAAAAAUGGUAACUUUUUUUUCUUGCCUUUCCAUAGCUGGAAUCUAACUAUUAUAAGGAGAAUGCAAAAUUAAUUCAUGUAAAAGCUGACUCUCGUAUCAAAAGAAUGGAUGUUUGGUGUUUAGAUAUUUUAACAUUUGAAAAUAUAUAUUCUUGAACUGCCAACUAGCUCCUAUUGUAAUCCUUAGCAUGCAUGGAAGAAAAAAAAAGAUAAGUACAAUUAGCUAUUGAAAUUAAUUGUUGUGGUGUGCACCAGAUGUUUAAAGUUUAAUUUGUUAAGGACACCCCUCUCCCCCCUAAAUCCUUUCAUAUAUGUCAAUCUACACAUCCUGGCCCUCAUCCCCACCCCCCUUAUACCCAGGCCUCUGCAGAAUCCUCAAAAAAGAAAAAAGCGACGACAAACAAAAAAGAAAAAAACGUUAAAAAAAAGACGAAACAAAAUGAUCAGUGUUGUAACAUCAAAAAUACACUGUUGAAAACAUUAGACUCAUCCCCGCUCUGUUUCAAAGUUUGUAAACAUUUUUUCUUUCUUUUUUUCUUUUCUUUUCUUUUUUUUCAAAUUCUGUUUUCUUUGUUUUUGCGGAAGGGGAACUUUAAGACUUGAAUGUGGUAGAUGUUGCAAGUUAACUUCGAGUUGUUAUGUGCAAUACCUUUCUUUUUUAUUUUUUACUUUACUUUUUUCCUGAUAAAGACUCUUUGCAAUGUAAUUCUUUAAUGCCAUUUUUAAUUGCAAACAUUAAAAAAAGGAUGUUAAUGUUUUUCACAGUCAUUUUCUACUGUUGUUGUAAUCCUUUACAUGCUGGUGUUUGUAAAAAGAAAAAAAAGACAAGACUAUUUGUACUAAUAUAAAUGAUUGAAGUUAUUUUUAAAACAUUAAAGGUUUUGUGCCCAUUUGCUUAUUUUGAUUAUUUCAAGCUACUGUGAUUGCCUUGUAAUUAGUAGGUCAAUAAUGUAUUUAGCUGUUUAUUGGUAUAUUUUUAAUUGGAAUGUAUAAUUAAUUUUUAUAAUUUUGAUCAGAUUUUUGUUAUAUUUUUGAGGUGAAGCUUUUAAUAUGUUAAAGUGUCUAGUUUUUACUAAUUGCUAUAUUGUGCUCCACAAUAUAUGGUUCACAUUUUCUGAAGGAGAAUAAAUAUUUAAAUAUUUGUCUGUUAAUGAUGUUACUUAAUGGCGAAAUUUCAAUAGUUUUUGUGUAUGAGAAGGUUGUUGUAUUUAUUAAUAGCAUUUUUUUUACUUAAGAUAUCACCUUAAUUUUUAUUGUCAUUUCACUUUAUAAGUUCCUAUUUUUGUAUUUUUCUUUCUAAUUAAGUUAUGUAAUAAAAAAAUGUCCAUAUUCUAGGGGUUGGUCUGUAGAAGUGCUAGUGUAACAAAAAGAAAAAUCUAAUGUUAUUUAAUUGUUUGCAGCCAACUAUUUAUAACAACAUGCAUAAUUUUUAAAUAUUUGUAAUGUGAAAUGUUGAAUGAAUAAAACCUAACUGUGAUGAGAUGUUGA
Messenger RNA from Engraulis encrasicolus (European anchovy), 7577 nucleotides. RefSeq names its product cytoplasmic polyadenylation element binding protein 4b (gene cpeb4b). Lineage: Eukaryota; Metazoa; Chordata; Actinopteri; Clupeiformes; Engraulidae. The coding region runs from base 495 to 2708 and encodes 737 amino acids. The transcript has 11 exons. Gene Ontology annotation, cellular component: nucleus; synapse; cytoplasm. Gene Ontology annotation, molecular function: mRNA regulatory element binding translation repressor activity; mRNA 3'-UTR binding; ribosome binding. The record is from RefSeq and is a predicted model, not a curated record. Gene Ontology annotation, biological process: negative regulation of cytoplasmic translation.